Molecule: messenger RNA, 2572 nt
Organism: Paramuricea clavata
Lineage: Eukaryota; Metazoa; Cnidaria; Anthozoa; Malacalcyonacea; Plexauridae
Source: the annotation of a GenBank genome assembly
AAUCGCGUUACCUUUCGAGUUUCGCGAAACGCGAAGCGCGAUUCGAGUCGUCGCGAUGCGAACCGAAGAGAUUUUCGAGUAACGAGAUUCGAGUAUCGAGUAUUCGCGAAGUUCAUGAUUUAAAUGCGUUUACUUUAUAAGCUCAACAUCGAUCGUUUUAAUUUGAGUGUAGUUUGUCCUUACACAUGGCGGGUUUGUAUAUAUUAACGUUUGCAACAACAAAUCGCAGAGACGAAGACUCUGUCUCUGACGAGAUAUGUACCAUAAAUUUAUCGACGGGAAAUAAAACAGAAAUAUUUUAAAUAAGAAUGACAUACCAACUGUAUAGACCACACCAGAGACAAAGAAGGCUACUUGCUAUGUACAAGGGUUACAUCGUGCGGCAACACUCUCUUAGGCUCUCUGGUUUUUCGAAAAUUUCUCGCUUUUAAAUUAUAGUUUUUGGAUAAACUACAUAUCAAAUUGUUUCUAACCAUUUGGUGAUUUCACUUGUUUAAUUUUGGAGUUGUUUUGCAACGUAUUUUUCGAGAUAUUCUGCGCGAAAGUUUGUGCGUUGUAAUAAUGUCUCGCCGCACAAAGAACAGUAUGUCUACGCUUUCAGAAGCUGAUGUUGAAAAUCUUGUGGCGGAAUUGCCCAGCACAGAUGAAGAUAAAGAACAAGUUUGCCCAACAGAGAUGUCUGACCAUAAAAACGAGGACGAAAACCACAGAAGCGAGACUUGUGGCGAAACAAUCGAGCGAAAAUUAAGCGAGCACGUGGUUGAUGUUGCUGGUAAAGACAAAGCCGAAAUCAACAGGAAACAGUCAACUUGCGAGGAAUGUCAGAACCGCAAAGACGAAAUUACAGAAAUAAAAGCGAUUAUAAAUGAAAUUAAAACUAACCAAAACGAAGAUCGAGAAAAAUCAAUUAUAAAAGCGAUAGAAUCGGACGAAAGGAUAAAAUCCUUGCACGAGGAAAACUCCAAAAUGACGGAAGAGAUCAAAUGUCUUAAAGCUACAAUAUCCGAACUUGUCACUGACAAUGAGAACAUAAAAAAUAUUCUCGACGUCAAGCAGAAUGAAUGGCUGAAAAUAGCGGAAAACCCGAAUCCAUCAAAAUGUAGUAAAACUGCAACAACAACGCCUACAACCUCAGUACAAAACCAGUUUGAACUGCUCAAUGAUGAAAAUUAUGAGAGCGGAAUAUCAUCGCCUGAAUUAGACUCAAACGAGCAAACGAACACGUACGUAAAUAGCCAGAUUCAUGAAUAUAGAUCAAAGGCACAAUCGAAGUUUGAAAACCGAAAGAACCAAACUCAUGCGCAGCAGAAGGAAAAGAAGAACCAUGUCCAUGCAAAGAGGACCGGAUCCGAAAAAGAAAAAGAAAUUAAAAAAGUCCUGGUAAUCGGCGACUCGAUGGUGAAACACAUCGAUCGAGUGAAAAUUGAGCGAGCUGCAGGUUGCCAAUCAGUCGUCCACUCUUACAGCGGCGCAAGAGUGGAACAAAUCAGUUCUAAAAUUAACGAAUAUUGGUCAGAAGGGGAGCAGUAUGACACAGUUCUCCUUCACGUGGGCACCAAUAACCUCGCUUCUGAAGAGCCAGAAGAAGUGGCAUCUAAGAUGGAUGGGCUUAUCAAAGACCUCAAAGAUCACGCCAAGAAAAUUGCCAUCUCAAGUGUAAUUAAAAGGUAUGAUAACCGAGUUCCGGCUAGCAAGAUAACUCGUUUUAAUAUCUUUGUUAAAAACUUAUGCAUGAAACAUAAUACCACAUUUUUAGAUAAUGACCACAUUGACAGGUCGUUACUAAAUCGCUCUAAUUUGCACUUAAACCAACAAGGUGCUAGGGUGCUAGGGAGUGUUUUCUGCACAUAUCUGAAAUCGUUUAGAGUAGGUAAUAACAGGCAGUUUUUUCAUCAAGCUCAUGGACAUCGGAACAGAGAAUGGACAAUGUACUUGAAAUAUGUGAAUCAAAUAAUGAAGAAUUAGAUAGUCCUAUUUCCGUAAACAAUGUGAGUAGCGAUUUUUUCACUAGCCUUAAUUCCAUUCCCAAUGAAAGAGGUUUUAAAAUGGCUUUUCUUAACAUUGUUGGUUUGCCAAAAAAGAUUGAUGAAAUAAGGUAUUCAAUGUCAAACAAAUUAAUUGAUCUUAUUGCUUUCAAUGAGACUCGCCUUGACUCAAGUAUAACUAAUGGUAUGAUUCACCUUAAUGAUUAUGAUACUAUUAGAAAAGACAGAUCAAGAAAUGGAGGUGGAGUUUGUAUCUACUUGCGUAGCUCCAUCAACUAUAUUAUAAGACAAGAUCUAAUUCCCUCUGAAUUGGAGGCUGUCUGUGUAGAAAUUAUUAAGCCACACAGUCGACCAUUUCUUGUUACAACCAUUUAUAGACCACCCAAUGCAUCAUCUGAAUUCUUUGAUCAUUUUGAAAAAGUAAUUAAAGCCAUUGAUGAUGAAAAUAAAGAAAUGUAUAUUCUGGGUGAUCUAAACUGUGAUAUGCUUAAAACAGACAAAGAUUCAAAUUCUCCAACAAAGAAAAUCAAAACAUUGUAUGAGUUGUAUCAAUUGUCACAAUUGAUUGAUGAAGCUACCCGAGUAAC